GUAACUAUAGCCGAAGUGAAUCCAUAUGUGAAAUAAAAAACGAGCGCGACACACCACCAAAGCUUUUGGCUCCCACAGGUCAAACACCAAACCGCCUAGCAAUCCUCUUUUGAGAAAAGCUUCAGCACAAAUGUACAUAUUUUUAGUGUAACGUAAAUCUCACUUUUAGUUUACGAUUCUUUUCAUUUUACAUCAAAUCCGGUCUGAUUUCAUUUCCCCUUCCAUCGAUUUGAUUAGAUUCAAAUAAUUUGUUUUCAAUCCCUUCCUUCCAAUCUAUAUGCUUUCGUCUCCCUAAAGGGGGAAAUGGGUUGCUCCUUUUCUGGGUUGAAUGCUCUCUACGACGCUGUCAAUGGUGGUGGAGACGUUUGGAUCAACGAAAAUCGCUUUAGGAUCGUCAGGCAGCUCGGAGAAGGUGGCUUCGCCUUUGUGUUUUUGGUCAAAGAGGUUGUUUCCGACUCUUCUUCACCCUCUGGUGGCGGUCUCGCUAAGAAAUUGAAGGACCCAUCUCGUCUUUCCGGUGAUGGAACUUAUGCUUUGAAAAAGGUUCUAAUUCAGAGCAGUGAACAAUUGGAGCUGGUGAGGGAGGAGAUACGUAUUUCGUCGCUUUUCAGUCAUCCUAAUCUACUUCCACUUCUUGACCAUGCAAUAAUUGCCGUUAAGUCAUCUGAAGGAUCUGUGAAACAUGAAGCAUACUUGUUAUUUCCAGUUCAUUUGGAUGGAACAUUACUGGACAAUGCCCAGACAAUGAAGGCUAAGAAAGAAUUCUUUUCUACAUUGGAUGUUUUGGAGAUAUUUCGUCAGCUUUGUGCAGGGCUUAAGCAUAUGCACAGUAACGAACCUCCUUAUGCACACAAUGAUGUGAAACCUGGUAAUGUUCUUUUAACUCAUAGAAAAGGGAUGUCACCUCUUGCAAUAUUGAUGGAUUUUGGUAGUACUCGACCUGCUAGAAAAGAAAUUCGUUCUCGUUCAGAGGCACUCCAAUUGCAGGAAUGGGCAUCUGAGCAUUGUUCAGCACCUUUCCGAGCACCGGAGCUGUGGGAUUGUCCAAGCCAUGCAGACAUUGAUGAGAGAACUGAUAUCUGGUCACUGGGAUGUACUUUGUAUGCAAUAAUGUAUGGGUUAACUCCAUUUGAGUAUGCCCUUGGAGAAUCUGGUGGAAGCCUUCAAUUAGCCAUUGUAAAUGCACAAAUCAAAUGGCCAGCAGGACCUAAUCCUCCAUAUCCUGAUGCCCUCCACCAGUUUAUAAAAUGGAUGCUUCAGCCACAGGCUGCAGUUCGACCUCAGAUUGACGAUAUCGUCAUUCAUGUUGACAAGUUGAUUGCAAAGUUUUCUAAUUAGAUAAACAGGGCAUGUGACAGAAGUUGAUAGUUGUACACAUUUUCGACAACUUUUGUGCCUCAGAUCUUAAUAUGUCAGUUUAAGCAAGUACAAUUUGUCUGUUGAGAUUAUUUUUCUCUAUCGUCUAGGUGUAGCCGGGUUCGAUUGAAGUUUUUCUAUUUAUUUUUUUCACUUUUUGCCCAUAAAAAUUCUAGUUUGUAGAAUAACAGUGGGUUCUGUACAUUGGGUUCUGUACUUCCUGGAAUUGUUGAAUGUUUCAUAGAGAGACCCAAUAUUACUGCAA
Messenger RNA from Cucumis sativus (cucumber), 1621 nucleotides. It is a transcript of the gene SESTK1, whose product is annotated as serine/threonine-protein kinase 16-like. Gene Ontology annotation, biological process: protein phosphorylation. Bases 304 to 1338 code for a protein of 344 amino acids. Lineage: Eukaryota; Viridiplantae; Streptophyta; Magnoliopsida; Cucurbitales; Cucurbitaceae. The transcript is spliced from 6 exons. Gene Ontology annotation, molecular function: ATP binding; protein serine/threonine kinase activity. The record is from RefSeq and is marked provisional. Gene Ontology annotation, cellular component: cytoplasm.